AUGAUAGCCCAAGUCCUAGGAAUUUUCAGCAUUGUUUUUACAGUUUAUGAUCUACCAAACCCAGUCACAUUUGGAAUCAACCUUGAAGACAACAUCUUUAUGCUCUUCAUGGUAGGAAGUAUUGUUACCAAUGUCCUGUUGAUGCUUUUGAUAGUGGGAAGGAUUAUAUAUAUAAGUCAAGGAGUUCAAGACUUGACCACAUCCUCAACCCAGAAGAUGUAUCAGACUGUUAUCUCUGCAAUACUUGAAUCAGGCCUCCUCUCUCCAGUUAUACUUGUUCUAUAUGGAUCCUUCACCAUCAGGCUUUGGUUCCCUAUGACAGAUGAGGUUGCACUCCCAUUUCUUAUUAUAAGUGAGACUCUCUACUCAAUAUUGCUCCCAACAAUGGGAAUUGCUUCUACAUUAAUCAUUGUUCGAACUGCUGUUGGUAUUGCUAUAGAGGACGAAAACUCAUUCAGGGCAACUGUCUUAGGUGAAAUUAGUGAGCAGAAUGUUGGUAGUAUAGACUUUUACCCAGGCAUGUCUGGUAUAGCUCAGAACACAGGAGAAGAAAAUGAUGUGGUCCCUGUAGAUAUAUAA
This is a messenger RNA of Marasmius oreades (fairy-ring Marasmius), 579 nucleotides long. RefSeq lists its product as uncharacterized. NCBI's taxonomy places the organism in Eukaryota, Fungi, Basidiomycota, Agaricomycetes, Agaricales, Marasmiaceae. The record is from RefSeq and is a predicted model, not a curated record. The coding region runs from base 1 to 579 and encodes 192 amino acids. The transcript has 4 exons.